CAUUAGGAGUGUGGUUGGGAUUUUUAAUCAGAUUUUUGGUUAUAUAUUAUUAGAAGAAAUAUAGUUAUAGUAGCCUUAAAAACACUACGUUCAAAAUGCCGCGUAUUAUGAUAAAGGGUGGUGUUUGGCGAAACACAGAGGAUGAAAUUCUUAAAGCUGCUGUUAUGAAAUAUGGCAAAAAUCAGUGGUCUCGUAUAGCCUCACUUUUACACAGAAAAUCGGCCAAGCAAUGCAAAGCUCGUUGGUUUGAGUGGCUGGAUCCCAGCAUAAAAAAGACUGAAUGGUCAAGGGAAGAAGAUGAAAAAUUACUGCACUUAGCUAAACUUAUGCCUACCCAGUGGAGAACUAUUGCUCCUAUAAUUGGACGAACGGCAGCUCAGUGUCUGGAGAGAUAUGAGUAUUUGUUGGAUCAGGCACAAAAAAAGGAAGAAGGAGAAGAUGCUGGGGAUGAUCCCAGGAAACUUAAACCUGGAGAAAUUGAUCCCAAUCCAGAAACAAAACCUGCUAGACCUGAUCCUAAAGACAUGGAUGAAGACGAAUUGGAAAUGUUAUCUGAAGCUCGGGCACGAUUGGCAAACACACAGGGUAAAAAAGCUAAAAGGAAGGCCAGAGAAAAACAACUUGAGGAAGCGCGUCGUUUAGCAGCAUUGCAAAAACGCAGAGAACUUAGAGCUGCUGGGAUUGAGGUCAAUCCACGCAAACGUAAGAAGCGAGGGGUGAAUUACAACGCAGAAAUUCCUUUUGAGAAAAGGCCUGCUAUUGGAUUUUAUGACACUUCAAAUGAAGUUUUGGAUCCAAUGGCACAGGAUUUCUCUAAAAUGACGCAACAGACUUUGGAUGGAGAAUUAAGAAGUGAACAGGAGGAGAAAGAAAGGAAGAAAGAUAAACAGAAAUUAAAACAGAGAAAGGAGAAUGAUAUUCCUCAAGCCAUGUUGCAAAAUCAGGAACCUGCUAGGAAAAGGUCCAAGUUGGUACUACCAGAACCCCAAAUUUCUGAUAAAGAGCUACAUGAGGUGAUAAAACUGGGGCGUGCUAGUGAAGUAGCUAAAGAAGUUGCCUCUGAAAGUGGCAUAGAAACUACAGAUACUUUAUUAAAUGAUUAUACAGUUACUCCACAAGCGGCUGCCACUCCCAGAACACCUGCACCGCAAACUGAUAGGAUUCUGCAAGAAGCUCAAAAUGUAAUGGCUCUAACACAUGUUGACACACCUCUAAAGGGAGGCUUAAAUACACCAUUACAUAACUCUGACUUUAGUGGUGUGACUCCACAAGUUCAAGCUGUUGCCACUCCAAACACUGUAUUAGCGACUCCAUUUAGAUCAGCUAGGAGUGAUGGGGGUGCCACCCCAGGGAGUACAGGGUUUAUGACGCCCCGCAGUGGAGCUAUAGUCCCAUUGAGUGGAGGACAACCAGUGAAUUUUGCUUCAUCUGUUAGGGAUAGACUUAACAUCAAUCCUGCAGAGGGAAUGGAGGUGGGAGAUACACCAGCCCAGCAUCGAAUAUUUCAGUCGUCACUAAAACAACAACUUAAGAUAGGUUUGAGUAGCCUUCCACAGCCCAGAAAUGAUUAUGAAAUAGUGGUUCCGGAACAUGAAGAUGAGCAUGUACCUGAACAAGCUCAGAAUCAACAAAUUGAAGAUCAGACUGAUAUAGACAAGAGAUAUCAGGAGGAAAUGAAAAUCAAAGCAGCCAGGGAGUUGGCCUUGAGGUCUCAGGUUAUACAGAGAGAAUUUCCUCGUCCUCAAGAUAUCAACCUUUCAGUUCUAAGGCCAGCAAAUGAAAGUUACUCAUUAACCGAAUUGCAACGGGCAGAGGAACUGAUCAAAUGUGAAAUGGUCACCAUGUUGCAAUAUGACAACUUGAAAAAUCCUUUACCGACCCAAGUUAAAAGAUCAACUCUAUCGCAAGCCCAGCAGUUGGCUUUUUUAGAAGAGCAUCCUUACGAAAGCUUCAGGACAGAAGACCUAGAGGUGGCCAAGAAAAUGUUGAAGCGAGAAAUGGAUGUGGUGAAAAUGGGUAUGAGUCAUGGAGAAUUGCCAAUUGAAGCUUACACUCAAGUAUGGGAAGAAUGCUUAAGUCAAGUACUGUUUUUGCCCAACCAGAAUAGAUAUACCAGAGCUAACCUUGCUAGCAAGAAGGACAGAUUAGAAUCUGCAGAAAAACGCUUAGAACAGAAUAGGUCUCAUAUGGCGAAAGAGGCCAAGAGAGCUGCAAAGAUGGAGAAAAAAUUGAAAAUUUUGACUGGAGGCUAUCAGUCGCGAGCGCAAGCGCUGAUCAAGCAACUUCAGGACCUCUAUGAAAAUAUUGACCAAGCAAACCUAGAAUUGAAUACCUUUAAGUUCUUGCAAGAACAAGAGAGAGCAGCACUUCCCAAAAGGAUUCAGUCCCUAACAGAGGACGUGAACCGGCAAAUGGAAAGGGAAAAAACAUUACAAAAGAAAUAUGCCGAUCUGCAUCAUCAAAUCCGAGAGCUCCAGGAUGAGUACAGCAAUCUUCAAAUCGAAGUAAAUAGCUCUAAUCAAAGUCACGCAGACGUUGUCCAAGUCGUCCAAAUCAAUAUGAAUGGAACCGAGCAAGAUGUAACGAGCACAGAGACAGAGGGAAAUGACAGUAAUGAAUAG
This is a messenger RNA of Cylas formicarius (sweet potato weevil), 2621 nucleotides long. It is a transcript of the gene Cdc5, whose product is annotated as cell division cycle 5-like protein. NCBI's taxonomy places the organism in Eukaryota, Metazoa, Arthropoda, Insecta, Coleoptera, Brentidae. The record is from RefSeq and is a predicted model, not a curated record. The transcript is spliced from 9 exons. Gene Ontology annotation, molecular function: RNA polymerase II transcription regulatory region sequence-specific DNA binding; DNA-binding transcription factor activity, RNA polymerase II-specific. Gene Ontology annotation, biological process: regulation of transcription by RNA polymerase II; mRNA splicing, via spliceosome. Gene Ontology annotation, cellular component: Prp19 complex; spliceosomal complex. Bases 96 to 2621 code for a protein of 841 amino acids.